Molecule: messenger RNA, 5190 nt
Organism: Manihot esculenta (cassava)
Lineage: Eukaryota; Viridiplantae; Streptophyta; Magnoliopsida; Malpighiales; Euphorbiaceae
Product: histidine kinase 2
Exons: 14
Coding region: 715-4464 (1249 amino acids)
Biological process (GO): phosphorylation; phosphorelay signal transduction system
Molecular function (GO): phosphorelay sensor kinase activity
Source: RefSeq, a predicted model, not a curated record
UCAAUUUUUUUUUUUUAAAUAAAUUGAUAAUAUAAUAUUGUUUAAGGGGUGAAUUAUGAUCUUAGGUUUUGCUUACUUCCCCAUAGAUGAUGAGAUAAUGAUGUGCCCAACCUUAAUUCUAAUGCUGGACAGCAAACUGAAGACAGAGAGGGACAGGGAGUCUAGAGAAGAGAAAAGGGUAGAGAGAGAGAGAGAAGACAGAGCACUCUCUCACUCUCUGAUGAUUGAUUCCUGUUGGGUUUAAACAGAAGCCAACUGGGUCAGAUUUAGUUUUUUACUUGGAGAUGGGUUUGAAAAAGUUUUCACUCUUGAUGCCUACUUUUGGCUGCACAAAGCCUUAAGAGCAACAAAAGAACUGGAUCCACAUCACUAAUGAUUCCUUCACAGGUUUCCCCUAAAUAACGAUUGGGUUUUGUUCAACUUGCUCUUUGGUAUGAUUACUUUGCUUCUUUUGUGUUCUUCAGAGGAGGUUCUGAUGGGAUUUUAAUGCUCUAUACAACAAGAGGAAGGAGACUAGUAUUGAACCAUUAAGUGGAAUACUAAGAAGAGAUCAGAGAGGUGAGCCGUGCAGUUUUUGCAUCAUUCUUUGUGGCUUCUACGUGGGUUUUGUUGAUAAAGUGUUGAUUUUUACGAGUUAUGUGAGGCGGAAUUUUAGCAAAUUUUGCUUCUCAAUUUGAAUUUGUCAGGGAUUCUUCUCUUGGAGGUUUAACUUUGAUGAGUUGUGCUGCUGGAACUGGGGUUUUUGUCAAGCAUUCAAGGCUCUUUGUGAAGAUACACAGGUGGGCUUUGGUUAAAAUGUCUAUGAAUUCCAAGCUUUGUAGCUCAAAUGGCAGAUUGACAGCAAGUUUCAAGCUGAAGAAGCAAAAUGAUCCUUUGCAUGGGUCUAAUUCUGUCAGGAAAUGGAGAAAGAUUCUCUGUCUUUGGCUUUUAUGUGUUCUAACCAUAGCCAGCAUGUGGUUCCUUUUGAGUCUUACAAAUGGGGAAUUGGGGAAGAAAGACAAGAGUCUAGAUUCUUGUGAAGAAAAAGCUCAAGUUUUGCUCCAACAUUUUAAUGUCAGCAAGAGCCAGCUUCAUGCUUUGGUUUCUUUGUUUUCUGAUUCAGAUCAGAUAACAUCCCUUCAAUGCUCCAAGGAACUGGGACCUGAAAAGGAGUUGACCGAUGGUAUUGCCUGUGCUCUGAAGGUACUGUGCUCGAAGAAGCAUGAGUUUCAACCACAAGGUGGAUGGGCUACUGAAGGUGUAGAAGCUAGCAACCAAUGCCCAGCUCAAGAAACGAACAUUCCUAGGAAGCUUGAACAAUCAUUGAGAGACGAAUUGAACACCUUCCGAACAAGGGAAUUGAGGGACCGCACAGGAGAUCGUUGUAAUAUUUUUUCUUUUGGUUUGGAAAAAGUUUGUUGGUGGGUCCUUUUUGGAAUGAUUGUGAGCUGCACAUUAUCUGCUCUUCAUUUGCAAUUUUGGAGGAAGAAAAAGCUGAAGCUAGCUCAUCUAGAUCCAGUGCCUCAGCAGCGGCACCAACUGUUGCAUCUGAAGCAGCAACAGUUAUCACAGAGUCCUCCUAAGGGUGCUGGAAAGUGGAGGAAGAAGCUUCUUAUAAUAUUUGUUAUGCUUGGGAUUCUUACCUCUAUUUGGUUGUUUUGGCACUUGAAUGGAAAAAUCAAGCUGAGAAGGGAAGAGACUCUCACCAAUAUGUGUGAUGAAAGAGCAAGAAUGUUGCAGGAUCAGUUUAAUGUGAGCAUGAAUCAUGUUCAUGCCUUGGCUAUUCUUGUAUCCACCUUUCACCAUGGAAAAGAUCCCUCUGCAAUUGAUCAGAAAACUUUUGGUGAAUACACCGAGAGAACAGCUUUUGAGAGGCCACUCACUAGUGGUGUUGCAUAUGCUUUGAAAGUUCUACAUUCAGAAAGGGAGCAAUUUGAGAAGCAACAUGGCUGGACAAUAAAGAAAAUGGAGACAGAGGACCAGACUCUAGUUCAAGAUUGUAUUCCAGAGAAGUUGGAUCCUGCACCCAUUCAAGAUGAAUAUGCACCUGUGAUAUUUUCUCAAGAAACUGUUUCCCAUAUUGUCUCUAUUGACAUGAUGUCUGGAAAGGAAGACCGAGGGAACAUCUUGCGAGCAAGGGCAUCUGGAAAGGGAGUAUUGACAUCUCCUUUUAAGCUUUUAAAAUCCAAUCACCUGGGAGUUGUACUUACGUUUGCCAUUUAUAAUGCUGAUCUUCCUCCAGAUGCCACCCCGGAACUACGAUUUGAGGCUACUGUGGGGUAUCUUGGUGCAUCUUAUGACAUCCCAUCACUGGUUGAGAAGCUUCUACACCAACUUGCAAGCAAGCAAACAAUUGUUGUGAAUGUUUAUGACACAACUAAUGCAUCUGCUCCAAUUCUUAUGUAUGGCACUGAUGUUACUGAUACAGGCCUCUUGCACAUCAGCAACCUUGACUUUGGGGAUCCAUUGCGGAAGCAUGAAAUGCAUUGCAGGUUCAAGCAUAAACCUACUUUGCCUUGGACAGCAAUAAAUGCUUCAGUCGGAGUCCUGGUUAUUACUCUUCUCGUUGGCCAUAUCUUUUAUGCAGCCAUAAGUAGAAUUGCUAAAGUUGAGGAGGAUUAUCAUGAGACGAUGGAGCUCAAAGUCCGUGCUGAAGCUGCAGAUGUGGCGAAAUCUCAGUUUCUUGCAACUGUUUCCCAUGAAAUCAGGACCCCCAUGAAUGGCGUUUUAGGUAUGCUGCAAAUGCUAAUGGAUACAGAUCUUGAUGCAAAUCAAAUGGACUAUGCCCAAACUGCUCAUACUAGUGGAAAACAUCUAAUCUCACUGAUAAAUAAGGUUCUUGAUCAGGCUAAGAUAGACUCAGGCAGGCUAGAACUAGAAGCUGUUCCUUUUGAUCUGCGAUCAGUUCUUGACAAUGUUCUAUCACUUGUUUCAGGCAAAUCCAAUGAGAAAGGGAUCGAGUUAGCCAUUUAUGUCUCCGAUCAAGUGCCUGAAGUUGUUAUUGGUGACCCUGGACGGUUCCGGCAAAUAAUUAAAAAUCUUGUUGAAAAUUCGGUGAAGUUCACUAGAGACAAAGGACAUAUAUUUGUCUCCAUUCAUCUGGCAGCUGAAGUGAGAAGUCCUCUCGGUGUUAGAGAUGCAGUGCUGGAGCAAGGUUUGAAUUUAGUUAAAGACAUCUCGAAUGAAACUAAUAAUACGUUGAGCGGGUGUCCCGUGGUUGACAGAUGGAAAAGUUGGGCAAGCUUUAAAAGUUUAAACAACACAGAUACAAUGGGGGAACCUGAGAUGAUUAGAUUACUAGUUACAGUCGAGGAUACAGGUGUGGGAAUACCACUGGAUGCACAAGGUCGCAUUUUCACUCCGUUUAUGCAGGCUGACAGUUCCACUUCACGAACCUAUGGUGGGACUGGAAUAGGCUUGAGCAUCAGCAAAUGUCUGGUGGAUCUCAUGGGUGGUGAGAUUGGAUUUGUUAGUGAACCUGGCACUGGCAGUACCUUCUCAUUCACUGCUGCUUUCAGAAAAGGAGAUUUGAGUUCUCUUGAUACGAAGUGGCAAAUUUGUGAUCGUAAUGUUAUGGAGUUCCAAGGGUGGAGAGCUUUGGUAGUUGAUAAAAGAAGAACCCGAGCAGAGGUCACUCGAUAUCAUCUUCAGAGGUUGGGGAUAUCUGUGGAUGUAGCUUCUAGCCUGAAAUCUGCAUGUUCUUAUCUAUCUGGAGGUUGCUACACGAGUGUUCCAGCAGAUUUGGCCGUGGUUCUUAUUGACAAAGAUGUUUGGCAUAAUGAAACUGGUAUUGCUUUCUAUCAUUUGCUGAAAGAACACAAGCGAAAUGGUGGGAAAGAAAUUGUAAUAAACCUUCCAAAGACUUUUCUCUUGGCUACCACUGUUAGUCUUGAGGAACGAAGUGAACUCACAUCGGCUGGUUUAAUAGAUAAUGUAAUUAUGAAGCCUCUUCGAUUAAGUGUCUUAAUUUCUUGCUUUCAAGAAGACAUUGGAAGUGUUAAGAAGAGUCAAGUAAAGAGAAAGAAUCCAUCAACUCUUCAGAAUCUACUAAGAGGAAAGAGAAUUUUGGUGGUGGAUGACAAUAAAGUCAACAGAAGGGUGGCAGAAGGAGCUCUAAAGAAAUACGGAGCAAUUGUUACCUGUGUGGAGAGCGGCAAGGAUGCUUUGGAACUGCUAAAACCACCACACACGUUUGAUGCUUGUUUCAUGGAUCGCCAUAUGCCUGAAAUGGAUGGCUUUGAAGCUACCCGGCAAAUUCGGUCAAGGGAGAGGCAAUAUAAUGAGCAAAUUGCAUCUAGGGAACCAUCGGCACAGAUGUUUGGAAAUGUGGCUUACUGGCACACGCCAAUAUUGGCAAUGACAGCUGAUGUGAUUCAAGCAACAAAUGAAGAAUGCAUGAAAUGCGGGAUGGAUGAUUAUGUGGCAAAGCCAUUUGAGGAAGAGCAGCUUUACAACGCAGUGGCUCGCUUUUUUGAGUCUGGCUGAUAGAGAAUGCAUGUAGAUAUCAGUUAUUCCUCAUCUGACUUUCAGCCAGCCAGCUGAUCUGUGCUGAUUGCUGAACUUCACAUCGACUGUAAAGCAUUUGGUUAGCGGACUAAUGACGGACAGAAUGAUCCCCUACACAUUCCUAUCAUCUUUCCAGUUAUGGAAUCUGAGACUAUGAAGGUGACCAGAUUCGAGUGUGCAUGAUCUUGAAAAUACAAACUGUUGCUCCUCAUAUGAGAAAUUGAAGACGACAAUGACUAACAUGGUAGCUUUCUACACAGAGCCCUUUUCUCUAUAGUUUGUUCACCCUUAUUUUUAUUCUUGUAAUUUCUUCAGAGUAGACAGAUGAUAGGUGAUCCUUGUUUGAAUGCUGAUGAGAUGAUGAAUUCAAGUUUCGAUCUUCUGCUGACUUACGCAUGAAAUAUUCGCGCAUAUAUAUGAGGAUGAAGGAACGAAUAGCAAAUUGCUGACGGUAUAAUAUUUAUCUUUCUAUAAUCUCUUCCAAGGAAGAUCAAAAUAAACUAGGGGGUUAUGCACUCAAUGCAGCACACCCAUGAUAGAUGUACCAGUAGCUUUUUCUUAGUUGAAAAUUGCAAAUUGAGAUUCAUUCUGAUUGUUCUUUAGAUUUAAAGAAAGAGAAAGCAGUGUUGUAUGUCAAUUUGUAAUGAAGAUCCAGUUUGCUGUAAAUAAAAUUUAUUUACUGCAUAUAAACUUUUUCGAUGUUCA